AGUUACCAGCUAAUACAGUUGUAAGCUAACGUUGGACUAACCAAAGAGCUAACUGCACAUUUUAGUUUGUCUCAUUCACCGCAACAGAGAAGUAGACUUCAGUCACAUUUCGGUUGUAACGGUCGCUAUCCACCGGCCGUGUGUCUCCUAACGUUCUCGUUAGAUUAGGAAAGAUGACUUCUUCACCGUCGGAUCCAACUCUAGAAAGACAUUUCAAGGGCCACAGGGACAAAGUUACGAGUGUGGACUUGAGCUGCAACAUGAAACAGAUUGCCACAGGCUCGAUGGACUCCUCUGUGAUGAUCUGGAACAUGAAACCUCAGAUGCGAGCAUAUCGCUUUGAUGGACACAAAGACGCUGUCACUUCUGUUCAGUUCUCUCCCUCUGGCCACCUGGUGGCCUCUGCCUCCAGAGACAAGACUGUUCGUCUUUGGGUGCCCAGCAUGAAGGCUGAGUCAACAGCUUUCAGGGCUCACACGGCCACCGUGCGCAGCGUUAGCUUUUCUGGUGAUGGACAGAAUCUGGUCACAGCCUCUGACGACAAGACCAUCAAAGUGUGGACCGUCCACAGGCAAAAGUUCCUCUUCUCUCUCAAGCAGCACAUGAACUGGGUCCGCUGUGCCAAAUUUUCUCCAGAUGAUCGUUUGAUUGUGUCGUCCAGUGAUGAUAAGACUAUAAAGCUGUGGGACAAGAAUAGCAGAGAGUGUAUUCAUUCGUUCUAUGAACAUGCUGGUUAUGCGAACCAUGUGGACUUCCAUCCCAGUGGAACAUGCAUCGCUGCAGCCAGUACUGACAACUCUGUGAAGGUGUGGGACAUCAGAUCACAUAAGAUGCUGCAGCACUACCAAGCCCACAGUGGUGUGGUGAACAGCUUGUCUUUCCACCCGGCUGGUAAUUUCCUCAUAACUGCGUCCAGCGAUUCCACGAUGAAAAUACUGGACCUUGUAGAGGGCAAGCUACUGUAUACACUGCACGGACACCAGGGUCCAGUGACCAGUGUUGCUUUCUCCGGGACAGGGGAGUACUUUGCCUCUGGAGGUUCUGAUGAACAGGUAAUGGUGUGGAAGAGUAACUUUGACUGUGCCGGAGGCAGUCACGGUGUCAGGCUGCAACAUAGAACGACUUCCAGCUCCACGGCUCAGCCCUCCUUCGACUCACAUCCAUCUGCUCUCUGCAGCGAGGCUCCCGAACCAUCAGAACAUUUUAAUGGACAGGACUCCCACACUGCUGCCCACACUCAGAGCGCCAGUCGCAGUGGCAGCCACAGCCGAGCGACUCAUUCCCACACCUACAGACACCUCAGCAGCAGUUCCUCCUCCACCCACCAGCCACAGACCCGCGGUUUACCACAGCGGUCCCCCCAGGUUCAAGCACAGGCCCAGGCCUCAGACGGAGGGGUCCCCCCUGGUUUAGCCAGCACCCUGGAACACAUCAUGGGUCAACUGGAUGUUCUCACUCAGACGGUUUCGAUCCUGGAGCAGCGUCUGACGCUGACAGAGGACAAACUCAAGGACUGUUUGGAGAACCAGAUGGAGAUCGGUCUGCAUCUCCAGAGACGAGAGGAGGCCUAAAGAUGGCGGCCCCAGAGAGAGGUCGAGCUGUGGUGUAAAGGAAAUGGGGUCGCACCAACACCGUGAACAGAAACACGUAUGCAGUGUUCUCUCACUGUUGUUGAUCACACUUAAAAUGUGCAAACUUGCACACGGUCUGGGAACAUUUUCCCGACUGGACUUUAAAUGCACACCGAGCCUUAACUGCUGAUGUACGGCGCCUGGUUGUUUGACAAAGAGCUAUCAGAAGUGAAGGAGUUGAAUAUUAGAGAAGUUGUUCUUCUACAAGAGUGCUGAGAGCGCAGUCCCUUUUCUGCUGACGGAAGGACCUGCUGCUACAAGUCACUGUGCGUUUGUGUGCGUGUGCGUGUGUGUGUGUGCGUGUACAAAAGUGUAGAAACAUGCAAGAGACUUUCAUACUUGCCUUUGCACUAACCGUGUGGGCGUAUUUAAAUCUAUUUGUGCACGUGCAGGCUCCCGCAGAAAGGCAUCAGAAUGAAAUGUUCUUCUUCAUCAAAAAGCACAUCGACUGCAAACGGUAAUCACAACCAACAUGUCCGUGAGUUACACACAGUUAUUAUUUUAGAUGCACUCAGCAGCAUUUUUAAGUUGCAGAAAGAGGAGAAACAGGAACCUGAGUUUGACCUUAUUCGCUGAGUUAGCCGUCCACAGAUACUUCGUGUUUGUUUACGGCCAUCAUUAGAAGAAGCAAUGAGAGAAGUUGAAUUGCCUCCUUAGUAAGUAAAUACUCACUAGUGUGAACCUGGGCCGCAAAAUAUUCUUUGACCAAUGCAUUAUCUUUUUCUUCUUGAGUGUUGUUUGUUAAAAUCUACAUUACCUCACUGUUUAAGUAACUUAUGUUGCCUUUUUUCAAGUGAAAUUAUACAUAUAUUAUAUAUGUAUAUUUGUGUCCCGAGAACUAAUUGGCUGACGGCUGAG
Molecule: messenger RNA, 2489 nt
Organism: Anarrhichthys ocellatus (wolf-eel)
Lineage: Eukaryota; Metazoa; Chordata; Actinopteri; Perciformes; Anarhichadidae
Gene: poc1a
Product: POC1 centriolar protein A
Exons: 11
Coding region: 174-1571 (465 amino acids)
Biological process (GO): cilium assembly
Cellular component (GO): ciliary basal body; centriole
Molecular function (GO): protein binding
Source: RefSeq, a predicted model, not a curated record